Molecule: messenger RNA, 9698 nt
Organism: Rhopilema esculentum
Lineage: Eukaryota; Metazoa; Cnidaria; Scyphozoa; Rhizostomeae; Rhizostomatidae
Molecular function (GO): protein binding; calcium ion binding
Source: RefSeq, a predicted model, not a curated record
AACAAACCAAUGAACAGCACCAGGAAAUCUUUUGUUCCAAUUAUGAGAAAUGCUUUGAAGCCAAGAAAAGCAGUUGCAUCGCCGAUCGUAAGAAGAGCAAUAUACCGCAAAGGCCUGUUAGCCCGCUUACCGCAAUGGAUGCUGAGAAUGUCAAUAAUCCGGAAGAUGACGACGACGACGAUGUCUCUUCUGCAUCAGGCUCAGGCUCGGGGUCUGGGGAGGAAGUGACGUCACAGCAGAUCGACACCAAGUCAAAGAUCCCAGAAGUUGCCAAGAAGCCACAAGCUGCCACGGAAUCUAAAAACAAGAAGAAAUCAGAGAUUCCGCAGAAACCUGCAGCAGCCCCAGCAGUAAGCUCUGCAUACCCGCGAAUCGACCUCAGGAGGAUUGCUUCGGCCCUUGCCAAUUACGAGGAGGCUGCGUUGAAUCUCGCAGGAGAAUACCCGCAUAUAACUGCUGCCGAUAGUGACUUAGUCACAAGGUCGCAGAUACCUCAUCCGGCCAGCCUCGCAUUUCCUUACAACAAGCUGAGACAAAAUAUUCAGAUUGCCAAGUUAGUGACUCAAGACGACCACAAACGAUUCGAAAUACCAAAGUAUUUGCUUGUUGGUGACCAAAUAACAGAGAAAGAUGGCAUUGCCAAGGAUUCUGCACUUCCAGCUGCUGAUUCCAUCGAGUCUGUAACGCAGAGAUUCCAAGUUCCCGGCAUACAGCCAUCAUUGCAAGACUUGUAUGCAGAAACCGGAAGGGCUCCAUUCGAAAGCGAGGCUGCAAAAAGAAUGAGGAUUUUCCGAAAGAAAAAGAAGAAGGUCCAGAGACCGGUGGAUCCCUUUGAAUACUUGAGGAACAUGCCUGCGGGAGCUUCAAUGGAGCCUAUUAUCGAUCCCCAUUCGAAGUCGUCGACACGGCAAUCGGUAUCAUACCCUGUGUACUUGAUGAAAGUUAUGCCCGGAUCGCAUAAAUAUGUACCGGCUACAACAAGAAGCAAGGUGGAUUCCGUCCCAAAAAGGGGUGAACAAAAAUCGAAAGCUCCUCCGGCGCCUGUUGCUGCUGCACAAGCUCCUGCUCCUAAACAGGAACCCUUAGCACCUGUAAAUAACUUACCAGAGUUUGAGGCUGGGCCUGGACCCGAGAUGGAUUCUGUGGCUGUCAAUGGGCCAGUCCCUGACUUCAACACUGUACCUGAGAGCGAGGUCCAACUUGGUCCUGCAAAGGAGCAGCCCGCCUUUCAAGUGGCAAACGAGGCUGCGCAACAAUUCCCGUCAAGAAAUCAACAAAGAGUUGAGAUGGUGCAGAAUAUGAAAGAAGAGCAACCCUCUCUCCGUACAAAAAUGUUGAGUGCUUUCUUUCACAAGAAAGGAGAAGAACAGGGCUCAGGCUCUGGCGAAGGGGAGGCUGCUCAUACAAGAAAUGAAAUUAAAGGUGAAGGGUCAGGGUCAGAUGCAGGUGAAUCUUCAAAUGCCAAUGUGAUGUCACUACAGAAGUUGCUUGGCUCUGAAGAUGGCGGGAAUGAGUUUGGCAGGAUGAGAGACAACGCCCAGCACUUCUUUGACGCAUUGCCUGCCAACCAGAAAGUUGCAAAUUACCUUCAAAAGACAAGUCCGUCCAGUUAUCUAGAAUCGAAUCUAGCAGCUCUUACACCAGAAAGCUCUGUUGCUGCCCCUAAUGCAUUUAGUACUCAGUCAGGAUUGACAGCUGGAGCUUCAGGAUCUCGUUUGACCAUGAGCCAAACCCAAGAAACAAAAUGGAUGCGACCGGGUGUCGGUUCUGAGCUUGCUUCCAUAAUGCCAGAAACGAAUGCUCCAGCGGAGGCGAGGACCAUUUCAACUCAAGCGCCAACCCGAUUGAUGUUUGCCCCAGUUACGCAGAAUGCAUUUCCUUAUGAGCCAUCCCCUCCUUCAAAUGCAAGAGUGAUAAAUCAGCAGAUAGAAAGGGUGGAAGAAGCCACUGCGAGGGCUCAUUUACCAACAGCAUCAACAACAUCAAAGGCUCGUAUGUAUACUACGGAAGCACAAAAAGCGACAACAACAGCAAAAUCUGAUAUGACAGAGGGUAGAAUGAAAAUCGAAGGGUCUCUGUUUGAUGGUUUUAAGCAACCCCAAAAGAUAGCAAAAAUGAAUAUAGAACAUGAACCAACGAAAUAUUUCCAAGAAGAUGAUGUAAAUCUUCAGCAAAGAAAAAAACUACAACCGGAAAGUUCAUUAGGAUCACAGUCUGGGUUCCAGUAUUUCAAGACAGGAGCUCCCAAGAAACCAGAGAUAGAAUCAGCUUUGUUUAUGUCUGGAUCUCCUGUCGUGAAAGGGGAUGUUAGCCGUCUUAUCGAUUCCAUAAAUCCCGAAGUCGCUGUCUCUGCUCCUGCCACUUCUCGUAGCGGCGUCAGCCAAGGCAGCAGUGGCUACACAUGGCAACAAUACAUGCCUUUUGGCACGGGCAUCUGGGAAAAGCAAAGUAACAUUCCCACUAGAACAUCAACAACAACAGCAACAACAUAUAGCAUGGUACCAACAACUGUUCGUAAUAGUUUUAUAGGCAACAGACAAAAUGUACCCUUACCUGACCAUGAAAGGUUUUUCAACGGUAAUGUGGAGAGUUCGUUUAAUGCUAGGGAAGAAAUCCGGCAGCAGCCUGGGAGAGUUUAUGCCGCCGCAAAGCAGUCAGAUGUAACUGCUUUCAGUUCCGGAUCUAGCGUGAGGAAAUCCAAAGAGACCAGACCAGGUACUCAACCCAACCCAGUAACAGCUGGAACUAACAAAGCUGACGAACCGAGUCCAACCAGGAUACCGGCCAUGCCUAAUACCGAUCUCGGAAUCCCGCAAAUAAUUAACAGUCAGCGCGAAGAAAGACUCACUCAGAUUUCAAAAAGUCCCGUUGCUCUAAAUGCUGGGCAAACUGUACGCAAGAGCCAAUCUCCAAUCCCACAAUUCCAAAGUGCAAUUCAAACCCAAUCACUGGCGCAACCCAAACAAACAAAACGAGAAGGGGCGCAUAAAAAGAAUUUGAUCAAACACAAACCAGACUUGGAUUGUGGUGAAGGCUGGGAAGGAGCUUCUGGAGAUUUCGGGACAUUUUGCUACAAAUUCAUGAAUGUGAGGACCGUCUUUGAAGAUGCGGAGGCGGAAUGCAAGCGGCUUAACAGUAAUUUGUUCAGCAUUUUGAACCCAUACGAGAACAGAUAUCUCCAUGACAACUUUCACGAGAAAUUUUGGAUUGGGUAUAGGGACAAAGGAAUGGAUGGAACAUGGAACUGGACAGAUAGCAGUCGGGGUAUUUACACUAACUGGGCCAGCGAGGCGGAUGAUGAUAACGGACAACGGAGGGAUUGUGUGAUACUGCAAUCGGAGCAUGGAAAGUGGAAAGACAAGCCUUGCUCGUCAAAUCUACCAUUCUUGUGCAAGCACAAAUCAGAAAAAUGUCCAAAAGACUGGAAGAAGCUGAACCUGAAUUCAGUAUCAAGUUGUUAUCAUCUGUUCCAAGAAAAGAAGACCUGGGCGGAAGCGGAACAAGAGUGCCAGAACCAGGACGGUCACCUUGUCAGUAUUCUCAGUGAAGACGAGCAAACCAUGAUUUAUCAGGUUUAUUCAUCGAAAAACUAUUGGAUUGGUUACAAUGACCAAGAAAGCGAGGGUGACUGGCAAUGGAGUGACCGUGUGACGUCAUCAUUCACAAACUGGGAUGAUGAUGCACCGAACAAUGGAGGUGUCACCUGCGCUGCAUUUGCCGAAGGAGGUCAUUGGCAUGACGAACCAUGCUCGGAGAAGCUUCCUUUUAUCUGUAAACGAAAGGGACCAAAAGGGGAGAAAGUUUUGGGUGUGAACGAUGAGGGAAUACUGAAGCCAUUGUCAAGACUUUUGGACAAGGAGGAUGCUACAAGAAGCGAACUCAUUACUAAAGGAGGCCCAAAACCAGUUGUGCCUAGCCAAUACUGGCCAUUUUUGAAGAACACAAAGUCAGGGUUAUCAGGAAACAGGCGAAUCAUAGUCCAUGGCAACGUGACAAAUGUACCAGGUGGUGUGUCACUUAACGGUGUGAACCAAUAUAUGGAUGGUGGUGAUUUCCAUGGCAAGUGUAUCAGUGACCCAGAUAAGUGUUCCAAAGGACUUUCAGUUGCAAUACAGGUUUAUUUCGAUGAUUCGGUUAGAAAGUACGUUGAGCCUCACUGUGUGCUGGAUACAUCUGGUGGGUCUAAGGGUUUCACGAUCUACAUUCAAAAGAACAAGAUGCACUACAAGGUCAUCACCCGAGAAAAGGUCUGGGAGCUAGCAACUGACAUAACUACCAAUCAGUGGCAAGAGAUUGUGAUGACAUGGCAUAAUUACAAAGGGAUCACCUUGUUUGUUAAUGGUGCAUUCAAAGAUUCAGCUGAAAAUGGAAAGAAAACUGGCAUACUUAGGGAAGAUGCCACACCAAGACUUCUCAUUAGCAGAAGAGCCACAGACCUAAAACCAUUUGCUUAUACAAAAAUGCUGAUUGCCUCCUUGGCAGUUUUCUCAAAGCAGCUCUCAAUUGAAGAUGUUACAUAUGCGUUUACCUUUGAUGACACAGUGGUAGCAAACUAUAGAUGGUUGAUGCCUCAUAUGGCUGGAGCAACGAUUCCAAGUGCAUCGGACAUAUUCGUGCAAAAAGACGUUGGUGAUAUGGAUGGAGGUCUUGCGGUUGAUGGAAGCAAAGGCUGGUUGGAAAUAAGACAGUUCGAUGCAUGUUUGAAAGACCCAGGCCAGUGCCAUCAUGGAUUCUCAAUCAGCUUUAAACUGAAGCUUGAUCAGGAUGUUCGGGAGUACAAAGAAGCUCGAUACAUAAUCGAUUCUGGUGGACACAAGGAAGGAAUCAAAGGCGUGUCUGUUUACAUCUUGAACGAUAACUUGUACUUCCAAGUUAUCAUGAGUCCGGAAGAGGACAUUAUGAUAUGGACAGUCCGAACACCAAUUUACACCGUCCGAUGGCAGAGGAUUGUCAUGACCUGGAGGCUGGACAAGGGCUUAUGGGUAUACAUCGAUGGUGCAUUCAGAGGCCUGACGAAAACCCCCAAAACACUUCCGGUUGUUUUCAAGAAGGAGCCAGAGUUACUUGUCAUUGGCAGGAAAAAUGUUGGUCCGGACUUCCGAGGCGCUAAAUUCGGCAUCGGGUCGUUUGCCAUAUUUAGCAGGUUCUUGACCAGAAAGGAAACAGAACAUGUUUUUGCUGUUAAAAACAACCCAUUCCCUGGCCUAAUCAGGGAAGUGUGGCAUGAUGUCCCAGGCUCCACCAUGGCACAGCUAAAAUCUAAUCCUGAUUACCCAAAUAACCCAUCAAGUAUUGAAGUGAUCGAAAACUUUGAUGCUCCCUUUGACAUGGAAAAGGAUUAUGGCUCAAAAUUCAAAGGCUACUUCGUCGCUCCAGAGACAGGAAACUACACUUUCUACAUGUCGUGUAGCAAGGCUUGCGAGUUGUAUACAAGUCGGGACGAAGACAUUAAAAACAAAACAAAGAUAAUUGAGCUAGACAAAGCAACGUGGCAUAAUCAGUGGAACAAAUACAAGAACCAAACAUCAGAUCAGAUUUUCAUGAUCGCUGGAAAGUAUUACUACUUAGAGGCUGUGCAAAAAGGAGAAGAAAGCAGCGAUUCAUUGUCUGUGGGAGUUCGACUGCCAAGUGGGAGAUACCAAAGGCCGAUCAACAAAGAAAACUUGCAGUGGAGACUCAAAGGUAACCCUUAUGCUGGAGUCAUCAGAGAAGUUUGGUUCGAUGUUCCUGGAUACCAAAUAUCCGACUUAACUUCAGAUCCCAACUUUCCAAAUAAUCCCUCAAGCACAGAAGUUCUCGACAAAUUUGAUGCUCCUUUCAACAUCGAUGAUAAUUAUGGUUCUAGAAUUUCUGGUUAUCUCAGAGCACCAGAGACAGGAGACUACAGGUUUUACCUGGCAAGUGACAGCACAGGGGAACUAUGGCUAAGUUCAGAUGACAGUGAGAACAAUCUUGUUAAAAUCAUCACCUUGAAUAGUUGGACUGACCACAACCAAUGGCUUAAGUUUCCUGAGCAGCGAUCGGAUAAAGUGUUCCUAGUAGCUGGCAAGUAUUACUAUAUUCGGGCUUACCAAAAAGCAGACAAGCUGGGAGACUGUGCAUCUGUUGCUGUGGAGCUUCCCAGUGGCCACUUCGAAGGACCAAUCAAACGCAAGCAUCUCAGCUGGAAAUUGCCAGGUGGAAAAAUUGGUCCCGGACCAAAUGACCUUAGUGAAGCUCCACCUAAGCCAAUGGGAUUGUAUCCACUCAACGACGCGUCGCUUCGUGACAUCAUUUCCGGUGACAAUGGGCUGGUCAUCCAUAACAUUGCGUUGACAACUGGACCAGAUGGCGUUAAAGAUACGGCUUUUGAGUUCAAAGGAAAGCAAGAUUCCUAUCUGGAAAUCGGAAACGAUCACCACAAACUGGAUGCAAAGAAUUCCAUAACAAUUUUAGCGAACAUUUACCCGACUGGAGAGGAUGGUCCAAUUUUGAAUUACAAGAAAGAUGGAUGGGGAGUUCACAUGUGGCAGUUUGAUAAGACAAUGCUCUUUGUUCGAUUUGUGUCACGUGACAAUGGAAUGACAACACAGCCAUUAGCUACUCGGGUUUUGCAGUUAAGUUCAUGGAACCAAGUGGGCGCAUCUUAUGACAACAACACUGGGGUAUCGCAACUGUGGCAUGAUGGGAAGAUGGUGAAAAGUCGAAACAUCGGUCAAAUUGAAUUGUCAACUCAAUACCCAAUCAGAGUUGGUGCCAGAGAAGGCGACGAUCGAUACUUCAAAGGCAAAGUUGCAUGCAUACAAAUCUAUGGCAAAGCAUUGUCUGAGCAACAAAUUGGGGAGCUGAGAAGAUGCCCCAAGCUAGAUGGACAACAAGCAGACAGUCUAUUGGCGAUGACCCAAGCAGGUUCUGGAUCAGAGAGCAAUUCUGAAGACUCGUUUGCCAUGGAAAACCGACUCGGCGAAGAUACAGAAGAGGAGCUUGCAGGUGUAGCGGAAAGAUCGGAAGCAAACCGCUGCGACCCAAAUCCCUGCGUCAACGGUGCCAAAUGUGUCAACGACGAGCGGAAAGUUGAUGGGUUCAAAUGCUUAUGCACUUCAGACUUCACUGGUAAAAAUUGCCAAGUAUCAAAACCUGCAGCUGAGAAUCCAGUCGUCAAGAGGAUGACAAUUCCAAAGGCAUACCCUAAAGCAAUCAGCUCGGAAAGUUACAGCAAGCCUCAAGGCAAGGGCCAAGUAAAAGCCCCGGAAGACGAACGGGAAGAUGUGUUCUUGCUUUACCAAAAACUCGGUUGCUAUAGAGACAACACAAAGCGACACGAUCUUCCAAACCCGGUGCAGAUUAAAGCCAUUACGCAGGAGGAAUGUGCGCGUGCGUGUGCAUUGCAGGACAAAGGAUUUGCCUAUUUUGGUCUUCAGAACGGAAAAGAUUGCUUCUGCGGAAAGAACUACGGAAAGUAUGGAAAACUUGAUAAUAAACUUUGUACAAAAGCCUGUGAUGGUAAUGCGAUGGAAAGCUGUGGAGGAGACAGCGCAAACCAAAUAUUCUUUUUUGGACUUGGGACGAAUUACACCGUUAAAACUUUUACUGGAAAUCAAUUUGGCUCUGGUACUGACGCAAAGAUUUUCCUCGAAAUAAUUGGCGAAAGGGGAAGUUCUGAUUUCCGGCAGCUAGAAUCCGGUCUCUCAAAAUUUGAACCUGGAAGUGUCGAUACCCAGACGUUUGUGCUACCUGACCUUGGCAAGUUAAAGAAAAUGAGGAUCUUGCAUGACAACAGCGGGGCCGCCCCAAGCUGGUUCCUCAAGAAGGUGACAGUUUUAGAUGAAGAGGGUAACGCGACAGAGUUCCCUUGCAAUGAUUGGCUGAGUGAUACACAGGGAGGAGGAAAGCUAGAACGUCAACUUCUUGCUGAACCAUCGACUACGACAAAGAAAGUCAAAUCUUGAGCUUUCAAUGUCAGCAACAUGCUGUUUUUUAAAAGGAUAACAGUACUCAUGGAGCGAAAAUUCCACGUAUAAUUGGUUCGAUCUUAAUUGGCCAUUGUACAAAUGUGUACAAGUUCUGACAUCCAUAUGCAUCAGAGCGUAGCCCUGCAUAUUUUCUCGUAGAGAACCCGAGAUAAUUACCCAAAGUUCACCUCGCUGGAAUAUAAUCAUAGACAUAUUAUAAUCCGUGACGGAUCUCUACAAAGCUUGAAAGAGCGUCUAGCUAGGGGUCUCUGCCCACUUAUCAUAAAAGCGAAUAAGCUUAUUUCAUUAACAUAUUGCGUAGAUUUUUAGACAAAUCCAGCAAAAUUAGUUGGAAGCUGGCCCUAUGACUAGAAUCUAAUUUGCAGGUAAAAGAUAAAAGGGAAUGCUGUGCUUGCUUUCUUGCUUAAAACUUUUAUAAUUAGAUUAGUUUAUGCUAGCUGAGAUCUUGAAACCAACCUUAAAUUGUGUUGGAAGAUAAGCUGGUGACAUAUAUCUUAUGUAUAUAGUAUGUUUAUAGCUUGCUUUGAAUUAAGAACCCAUGUAUCAUAGCUCGUCUUAAUUUAUGACGUUAGAACGAUUUGCAUAUCCUCUGUUUUGAGGCCGAUGUCUCCUUCCAGAAAUUUUUUGACGCAUUAUAUGUUUGUCCUUUACUGUAUGUUUGUUAUAAGGCAAAAAACUCCAGAGUUGUUGUUUUUAUAUUAUCAUAUUUCAAUUGCAAGAUUUUGGAUUUUCUGAAGUAGAGAGUCGUUCAAAGCAAAUUACUAUUUCCACAUUUGGAUACUAUUGCGAUGAUUCAGGUCUGCAAAGUACGGUUUUGCUUCAAGAUUUCCAGAUUUCUAGAUUAUACUAAGAGAUUUCCAGAUGUUUGCAUACUUGCUGCCAAUUUGGCAAAUAUAUCAGAACCCAUCAUAAAGAUACUUCAUACAAUUUACAAUCUUUCCCCAUUGUCAUUGUAUCUUGAAACUCAUUCAACACAAUUUCGUCUCUUCUGUUUUAGAAUCUCUAAUCUAAAUAAUUAUUUGCAAUUUUCGUUGUGUUUUCAAAUGUCUUGGACCUUUCUUCGGAAAUUUUCUAAUGACCAAACAAAUUUUGGAUAAUUCCCCGUCUAUCUUGAGUCCUCUGUUCCAAUUGUCACUAAAUUAGUGUCUUUUCUCUUAUCACAUUGUGAUGGUUUAGGUCUCUAUGUUACCUCUACAUAUAAACGUUAAAUUAUUGUGACCAAUUAUAACACGAAUGAAGUUAUCAAGAUAAAGCUUUCUUUGUAGGAGGCUAUUUGUUUGAUUAAAAUGUUUUUUUCAUGACAACUUGAUAAUGUUGAAGUUGAUCCUGAAGUCUGAAUUUCAUGGCGUUUUUCAUUUCUAAUAUUUUUGGAGCACUAAAAUUAUUUACUGAUAUUCCACUGUUUGUGGGGUGUGAUGUUUUUACUAGAAUGGGAUUUACUCGCCGUUUUUUCGUAUCGUGGACAUGAUGGUAUUUAUUGAUUCUCAAUUCAUGGAAGAGCAUUCCCAAUUCAGGAAAUCAAAAAUCACGAGACAGCAUUUCCUUGAUAGCUUCAUUUCUUAUCAGGUGUAUUUAAUUAUAAUUCGUCUUCUUUUCGUAACUUACCGUUAUAAAACCUUAAUUUGUAGUGUAUCGUUUAUUUGUUGUAAUUUUGAAUUAGAGACGGUAUUUAUCUGUCCUGUUUAUUUUGCAUACACAGAGAUACUAUAUGUUGAAAAUGUGUAUCAAAUAAUUUGAGGAUUUUUA